Molecule: messenger RNA, 8936 nt
Organism: Rhododendron vialii
Lineage: Eukaryota; Viridiplantae; Streptophyta; Magnoliopsida; Ericales; Ericaceae
Product: pentatricopeptide repeat-containing protein ELI1, chloroplastic
Exons: 6
Coding region: 70-1974 (634 amino acids)
Biological process (GO): RNA modification
Molecular function (GO): protein binding; RNA binding; zinc ion binding
Source: RefSeq, a predicted model, not a curated record
CAAUUUGAUUGUGUGGUAGGAAGAAUGGAGCCCAAAACUUUGGAAGAAACAAUUAUCUGAAGGAUAAUCAUGCUCUCCGAUGCUCUUGCCAGUACUCUCACGGCCUCCCUCCCGCCACCUCCUCCUCCGGCCACCACCGACCACCCCCACCCUUUCCCGCCUUCCAAACUAGCCUACCUCAUCGACUCUUCCAAAUCUAUCAAACACCUCCUCCAAAUCCACGCCUCCCUCCUCCGCCACAACCUCCUCGACACCAAUCCAAUCCUCACCUUCAAGCUCCAGCGCUCCUACUCCUCCCUCCGCCGCCUCGACUACUCUCUCUCCCUCUUCAACCACGCCCAAACGCCCCCCAACGUCUUCUCCUACACCGCCAUCAUCCACGCCCACACCACCCUCAACCUCCACCCCCAAGCCCUCUCCCUCUACGCCCGCAUGCUCGCAGACGACGUCUUUCCCAACGCCUUCACAUUCUCCGCCUUGCUCCGCGACUGCCCGUUGAAACCCGGGAAAUCCCUCCACUCCCAGGCGGUGAAACUCGGGUGCGCCUCAGAUAACUACGUUAUAACCGGCCUGAUUGAUGUCUACUCGAAGGCCGGCGAAGUGGCGUCCGCGCGCCAGCUGUUUGAUAAAUUGCCUGAGAGGAAUUUGGUUUCUUUGACCGCGAUGAUUAAUUGUUGUGCUAAGAAUGGGGAUGUGGACGGGGCGAGGUUGCUGUUUGAUGGAAUGGAGGAAGGGGAAAGGGAUAUUGUGUGUUGGAAUGUGAUGAUUGACGGUUACGCGCAGCAGGGGAGGCCGAAUGAGGCUCUGGACCUCUUCAGGGAAAUGUUGGAAUUAAGAGUGAAGCCUUUUGAACCAACUUUACUUGCAGUACUUUCUGCUUGCGGGCAGCUCGGGGCUUUGGAGUCGGGUAGGUGGGUACAUUCUUACAUCCUUAUGAAUAAUGGGAUUGAGUUUGGUGUUCAACUGGGUACUGCUUUGGUGGAUAUGUAUAGCAAGUGUGGUAGUUUGGACGAAGCACGCACGGUUUUUGAUAUGAUUGAGGACAAGGAUGUUGUUGCUUGGAACGCGAUGGUUUUUGGGUAUGCAAUGCAUGGGUUUUGUAAAGAUUCUUUCCGUUUGUUCGCAACCAUGCGUAGGAGAGGUGUUUACCCUACUGACAUAACCUUCAUUGGCUUAUUGACUGCUUGUGUCCAUUCAGGCUUAGUCACUGAGGGACGGAGAUAUUUCUGUUUGAUGAAGGACGAGUACCAGAUUGAACCCAAGAUUGAGCACUACGGGUGUAUGGUUAAUUUACUUGGUAGUGCUGGGCAUUUAGACGAUGCAUAUGAACUUAUCAAAAGCAUGAAGAUCGACCCGGAUCCUGUCUUGUGGGGAACAUUGCUUGGUGCAUGUAGGCUUCAUGGAAACACUGUCCUAGGAGAGCGAAUCGCGGAGCUCCUUUUAAGCAAGAAUGUUGCGGAUUCUGGGACGUAUGUUAUUCUAUCUGGUAUAUAUGCUGCAGCAGGGAAUUGGGAUGGAGCAGCAAAGGUAAGGGCUAUGAUGAAAGGCAGUGGGGUGCAGAAGGAGCCAGGUUGUAGCUCAAUUGAAGUGAAUAAUAUGGUACAUGAAUUCCUUGCUGGGGAUAUGAGGCAUCCAAAAUGCAAAGAAAUCUAUGCAAUGCUUGAGGAGAUGAAUGGGUGGCUUGAGGCUCAUGGUCAUACCCCACUGACAGAUAUAGUCCUGCACGAUAUUGGAGAAUCAGAAAAGAAGCGGUUGCUUGAAGUUCAUAGCGAGAAGCUUGCUAUUGCUUUUGGGCUUAUUAGCACUCAAGCAGGAGCUACAAUCAGGAUUUUCAACAACCUUAAAAUGUGUUUGGAUUGUCAUACUGCGACCAAACUAAUUUCAAAGAUCAAAGGGCGUAAGAUUGUUGUGAGGGAUCGGAACAGGUUUCAUCAUUUCGUUGAUGGUUCAUGUUCUUGCGGGGAGUACUGGUGAACUGCAUUGUCGAUCUGGGUUGCUGAAUAAAGCAACACAUAAUUUGAAGAAUAAAAGGUUGCAGGUAGAAAAGAAGCUUGCCCAAAGGCUCCAAACAGCAGGAGGAUUUGGCUUGGAUACGGGAUAAGAGUAAGAGCUUAUCUUACCGGAUAAGAGCUCAUUUUAACCUGAAAGGUCAGGCUAGGUAUAACAGCAAAAGGAAUUACUGAGUAAACAGUUCAAGAUUCCACACACUGUACUGAGGGUGCCCAGAUCAAGAAGAUGCAAUCCAUCAUUGGAUCAUUUUUUGACACAGGCAUUGCUAUUUGAACUAGUUGUAUAUUGCAAUGCCACCUUCACUGGGAUCACUCCUCUGCAUGAUUCAAGCCUUGGUUGGGGGAUGACUUUUGGUAUCAUUUUUCACCAGGCUGUUGGCUCUAAACCAUUGUGGAUCGUGUUCUCCAUACAUUGAACUAGCUGUAACUUUUACCAAAUCUACUUCAGCAAAAGAACGACCAUGAAGAGAAUCAGAAACUUUAAUUCCUUGUUUCCUUAUUCUUUACUUUUGUCAGAGACACAAAAUUCUUGAUUAUAUGUCUCUGUAUUUGUUUGUUUAUGAACAGAAUCAGGAUACUGAAAUUCUUUGUUUCCUUCUUUACUUUUCUCAGAGGCAAAUACUUGAAUAUAUAUUCCACAGUAUUUGUUUGUUUGCUAUUUUCCGCUUAUGACACAAUUUAUCACUCUGAGGUCCAUUUAUUAGCGGAAUUAGUUUUAGAGAGGUAUGAGACGAUAUAGCAAGAAUGGGGAUAUAGUAGGAGGUGAGAUUAUUGUAGGAGGUUAGGUCAUAUCCCGCCCAUACCCCCAACGAUUGGGGACUAGAUGGGUUCUGUUAUUGUUGUUGGUGGUGGUGGUGAUUACUUAUGCAUGAUUGGUUUGGAUUUUUUAAGUAGGAAGAUAUGGAUUGGUAUGAAUAGACGGAUGGCAUUUCCAUAAUACUACAUGAAGCCAUUUUUGGAAUUAAUAACGUGAUUUUCGUAUAUGGAAGCCACAUAGAGUAGGGGAUUACUUUUGAAUGGAUAUGAGAUGGAAAAAUUUAAUUUCCUUCAUGGGGAUAAACAGUCUCCUGGAUAUCAUAUCCGGGGUGACAAAUAUGUCUCUCAGGCAAUGACCCCUAACGAACAGGCCCUAUGGUCCUUGAUGAAUCGUCAUUAAUCCUGACCGACCGAAAAUAUGGACUCAACCAUCAAGAAUCAGGCUUGGUUCUGCAACGGGUGUUUAUUCUAGUACUCACUGGCCCUUCCCAGUUGGUUUCUUGGAAGGACUUGAAACUACAAAGUACAAACAUCACAAAUGUGUUUCUUUAAAGAGUUUAAGGCUCCGGUUGUUUCAGUUUAAAACGUUUUACUUGAAAAUUAACAUUUAUGAAUUGUUUUUUCUUUUGGAAAAGGAAUUCGUUUGUAUCUUUUUAAUUUUUGGUUUUUGUUUAUUAUUCAUUUAAAUGUUUGUGUUGGAAUGCCCAUGCCUGGAGCCAGAAUUUUAAUCUAGUGGUGGGGAAUAUGCAUAUUAAAAACAAAAUGGGAACAUGGACUACACUAUGAAUAUUUUUCCUUGAUCAAAACAACAUACUAAAAUUAUUAUAAUGAAUGAUGUUUUUCAUAUGCACGUAGAGUACAAAUUUAGUAAUUUAACUAAACUUGUCUAUUAAAUUGAGGCAUCUUGAAUUGUGCUCAGCUCUUUUUCAUGUCGUUAAAAACAUCAAUGAUAGAAUCGAUAUCAAAACCUCUACCAGUCUUUUUCUCAAUGUCUGAAAAAUUUGUCCACAAUUGCAUCUUCCAUCCGAUUGCGCUACGCAACACUACAAGAAAAUCAGUCUAUACUAGUGGCCUAAAACGCUACUAAAGGUGCCAAAAACCGCUGCUAGAACCAACGAGUUUAUACCAGCGCUAGCGCUGGGAGAUCCCCGUUGGUGAAGCUUUGUACCCACGCCUCAAAAACCGCUGCUAUGUACUGCAUAUAGUAACGGCUAAAGGCAGUUCGUAUGACGUGUACAAUAAUGCUAUGAAACCCCUGCUAAAAGCAUAUUCUUCUUAUUUUUUUCUUGUAUUAAAAUUAUAAUUAGCUCCACUACUAGGGUUGGUCCCAAAGAACAUCUCCUUUGCUUAUGUUCUUGUAGCAUAUUAGGGAGAAUUUAAGUCAAAUGUGCCUCAACAAAUAAAACAAGAAUUAGAGGAAAAGUAAAAAGGUUGGGCUCCAUAAUUUUUAAAUUUUUUUUUUUUUGGUAAUGCAAGAUGUCCUAGGCUAGCUUGCACGCAUCUUGGACUAAUCCCUACAAUCCCCCCACACCGUUUUACACACUCACACGUGAGGGUGAGGUGGUCCCAAGAGAUGCUAGCAAGGAGAUUGGCUUCAUAAAUUGCUUUUAUUUUCUCAUAAAACAUUAGAAUAUGAUUACUUGUGCAAUAGAAGAAACAUAAGUCGGGCAUAGAUGAGUCAGAAGGAUCCCCUUAGUUAUGAAAAAUAAAUCAAGGGUCCAAUACAAUCACAAUCCAAAAUUCUUGAAAUUGGUAGCAUAUAUAGUUCCAGAAAACAAAAAAAUUAAAUCUGCGUCAAAAAUGAAAUCUGAACAGAGGGGGUGGAACAGGGAGAGAAAGGGCGGCCUCAACGACUGUGUGGCUUCAGGCAACUAGGAUUACGUUGUCGGUAGUCAGUGGUUCGAUGAAUGAGGGGCAACAACAGUGAGAGAAAGGGUGAGAGAGAGUAGAGAAUAGGAGAGAGAAACAGGGAACUAACCUCAAGGAGGUGUUGGGGUGAAACUGCAACAAAAAUGAGAGAACAAGUGAGAAGGCGGGCUCGAUGUCGGCAGGUAGGAGAGCUCGAUGACAGCGAGAUAGAAGGGGAGCUCGAGUUGAUAGGAAUCGAACUACCCGUUCGACUCACAACGCCCCUAUGGAUCUUGGAAACUAGAAUCACAUAAAUUGCAAAGCAAACGAAAAUAGUGCUUAAUGAACAGAAAGAGAAAGAACACAAGACAUACGUGGAAAACCUCAAUGCGAGAAAAAACCACGGGAACCACACCAGUCCACUAUAAUCGAAAUUGGAGUUCAAGUUUUCUCUCCUCUAUGAGAACAAUUUUCUCUUGCCUCCUCGCUGCUUUUCUGGAAAACACUCUUAACCCUAAUUACAAAACAACUGCAUUAUAAAUAGGUAGGGUCAACAAUCUUAACCCUAAUUACACUCUUAACCCCUUGGGUUUGGACUAUUGCUGAAGGUUGUCUGCAUACCCAACACGAGUUUCAAAGCUGAAAAAGAAUGUUGCAUCGUAGACAUUGAGAAAAGUCAAUACAAGACAAAUUAAUUUGUCAACAAGAGGAUAAAUUGUAGACUUUAUUUUUUGUAUUGUUCAACACGUGACACAAUGGGAAAAUGGUACUAAAAUUUUGAAACUUCAAAUGUAGUUUCUCCUGCUUCGUGAAGUCAAAAGGAUAAUAUUAAUUUCUCAAAAUUCUUGCAAGUAUCUUCGAUUUUAAUUGAUGUAUAGUCAUCCCAAGGAUCUAAAGUUGUGCUAAGAAUGAGUAACUUCAUUGUAUCUUUGUUGUCUAUUAUGAUGUCUUGCUUUUCUAAUAAAGAAAGAGUUUCCAUUAAUAUGAAAGCAUGUGGUCUAGUUUUUCUUUUGCAAUCUAGACCUAAGUUUCUAAUAUUCCACUUAGGUUAGUAAAUUUGGUUUUGGACUUCUUUAUAGAGAAAAUGUCAAAGGACUAAAGAGUUAGGAUAUAACAAAGCAAAUCAAUAAAAAACAUAGUGGUGACUGGCAUAUAUAAUUUGAAGGUAAGAAAAAAUUCAUAUAAGUAAUAACUUUUUAAAAAUCUUUGUGGUGGAGGGUUGCUGCCACUUGUUCCCCUUGACUCCAUCUUUGCUGACAAUGCAGGACACGAGCCGGGAAGGCAAAAAUAUGUGGCACUGUCGCGCUGCACAUGUUGGGAUUUGGGAGCGUGUGCUGCUUGAAGGGAACUUAGACUAGGAUUGGUAAACAAGCUGAAUGAGUUGAGCAAAUGAUUUUUCAAGCUUGGUUUGAAAACUUUACCCUUGAAAGAUAUGUUUAAGCUUGGCUUGUUUAUGAGACGACCCAAUCUUGAAUGAGCUUUAAUCACUACAAGAAAAUGUAGCUUUGGCAAUUUAUUAUAAUGCACGGGCACGGACACGGAUACCGAUACCGACACGGACACGGGGACAUGGGAAUUCUAAAAAAAUGGGGACACGGACACGGCGGGGGACACACCAUUUGUAUAUUUAUUUAUUUAUAUAAAUAAAUAAAUAAUUUUAGUUUGACACCAAGAAAUUUAAAAAAAAAUUACAAUUUGGCCCCUCUUUUUUUUAAUUUAUAGUUUGACUCCCAAUUUUUUUAAAAUUACUGUUUGGCCCCCAAUUUUUUUUUAAAAUUACGAUUCGGCCCCUACCGUGUCCCCAUCAGUGUCCCUCCCAUGUCCCCAGCCGUGUCCCCCUGUGUCCCCAGCCAUGUCCCUGUAAAAAAUUUAAAUUAAAUUAUGGGACACGCCACGUGGUGUGUCCCAUACGUGUCCCCGUGUCCCGACACGGCGAUACUUCGACCUCUAGAGGUGUCGGUGCUUCAUUGGCGAUGAAGAAAGAAUUGUGUUGCCGUUGGAUGCCUAUCGCUGACGGAAUAACUCGUCGGCAACUUUCUGGCCAAGUCAACAGGUGGGAGUAUUUUCUGAGACGAAGGAAAAUACUUUCAGCGAUGUCAGUAUGCAUUGCCGUAAACUUAACCUUUUGGUGACUCAAAGCUGCAUCGCCGAAGGGCUAAUUUCCUUUUGAUUUCUUUUUUUUUACACUUUUGUGUUUACGAAUUUUAUUUCUGACAGGUGAAUGACAUUAGGAUGGGUUCUUGAGUUCUGGUCCGGGCCUUUUGGAUUUGGUUUUUAUUUCCGGAGGAGAUAAAGUUACAGUAUGUGCCUAAUUUAGCUUCUUGAUAUGCCUUUGCCCUCCCUAUUUGUGUUCAACCAGUUCUGUUUUUUAUACUUGCUGCCUGCUUUUGUUCACACUAGCUGAAGGGUGUUAAGUAGAUUAUUCUCUGUUUUCUUUUUCUUUUUUUGUUCUUUUUUGUUUUCCUAUUGUUUCUACAUUCGCCGCAUUUGAGCAUCACGGUUUGGAAAGAGUUCUGCGUGGUUUAAACCAGUGAUAUAGCAAUAAGAGAUAGAGAAGUACUUCUGAUCUAAUUGGAAUGAUCUGUAGGAAUAAAUCUUGAUAUGAGCCUUCUUGGACAUUAAUGCCUUGACUUUUGUGCUUGGGACCGUUUUCUGAAUCUCUUGGUUUCAUACAACUAAGGGGAAGUUGAAUAAACCACCAGGAAUAUGCUUUCCAUCUUCAUUAUCAACUCAGGAAUAAUUAUUUUCUUAAGGACACACCACAUGAAAGUGAUCUAUCAUUGUAAGAGUUCCUAUUUAUAUAUCCGGUUGAGUUAUGGUGAGAGUUGUCUAAUGUCUAACAAUUGUUGAGCAUUUUAAUAUUUUCUUUAGUACGAAUUGCAAAAGGUUCGGCCAUAUAUCUGGUUCCCUCACUAAAUCUGUACCUUAUGAUUAUGAGCAUGCAAGAGUUUGUUCACUAAAGUGUUUGUUCUCUUCCAUUCUUCUAAUCUGCAGAUUUACAAUCCAUUUUAAGGAUGUUCUUACAUUCUAUGGAUGUUGGAAUUGAGAUACUCUGUCUAAUGUGAAUGUUGGAAUCAAGAUAAUCUGUCUAAGGAAAGGUGGAAUACUCACUUGUGACACCCUAUUUUAUGCGAUCUCUUCUUGUUUUCUCAAUUUUAUGUGAGGAGAAACUUGGACUGUGUUCACUUUUGUGGUAUUUCCUUCUCUCUGUAUAGGGAAGCUAGAUAAAUUCAAUAACGGGGCACUAAAUAGAUUUACUUGUAUUCCUUGCUGUAUUUCGUUGAUGUCUUCCCUAACAAAGGAUUAAACCUAGUUGCAUGCAACAUGCUUUUGUUUUGGUGUAAUUUGUUUGGAACCAAGCAUGAAAUUAACCUACCUGCUGCAACAUGUUUUUAGUAUUAUAUAUAACUAAUUUUGAUGCUCUUUUUCUCCAGGCAAAUAAUAUUUUCCGGGAUAUCGUAUUGAUUUUUCUCUUGUCAAUACAUUAGAAGUUUGAGCUAAUGUUUAUUACAGUCCUGAAUGGGGGAGAACAUAACCUAGGUUUUCAUUUUUCAGACGUCAUAACCUAAUUUUUCAUCUUUAGGGCCCUGUUUGAUAACCUUAUAGAGGAGCUGGUGUUGAAGAAGAAAUAAUUUCGAUCAAUUAACCACAAAAGUUAGGGAAUCAAACAACAUCAUAGCAUGAUGUAUUAGUUAUUGUUGUAGGUGAGGACCUAAGCUGUUAUUGUUUGUUGUCCAAUAGUAUUAAAAACGUUCAAACUAUCAUCAAUUUCUGUUGUUGAGCAACAUAACUUAAGAAUAACACAUGGAUAGUGAUAAUGUAGAAUGGCACCUAAAAUGCACGAUUCAUUGCUCUAGUGUAUCAUUAGGUUAAAGGAAGGAGAUUUAAAUACUGCAACAUGUUUUUAUUGCAACAUGUUUUUGGUAUUACAUAACUUGUUUUGAUUCUUGAACCAUUUACCACCUAUGCCUUUUUCUCAAGUAAGGAAAUAUAGUCCAGGAAGAAGAAAGAUCUUACCUUUGAGAAAGUCGCAAAGAAUUCAAGAAGAGGAUGGAGCCCCAAGGGAGCAAACUCAACUUCGCCAACACAACCUAGAGCUGAUCAUGCUAAAGGCAUAUCGGUGGUGGUUGUCCAACCUUCCUGGCUCCCCACCUCACUACCGAACAUACUCGCAAAUUUUCUAGCCCAAAAUUGUUGUGGGCUUCAUGGGUGAGAAAAAAAGGUUAUAUGAAGUUAUAUUGGUUGUUGUAGUGAAUUUAUAUUCUAUCUUGGAUCUUAUUCUGUUUUUUCUGCUCUGAUUUUUCAAGUUGUUGCGUUAUUAAA